UCGCAUAGGGCGGCCACAGCGCGUGCGGAUCGCUUGUGGGAUUUUGCGAUAAUUCCUUACGAGAUUGAUGCCAACUUCUCGGGAGUUCAUCGGGCGCUCUUCCGCCAAGCGAUGCUCCACUGGGAAAAUUACACCUGCGUCAAGUUCGUGGAGCGCGAACCUCGUCAUCAGCACUACAUUACCUUCACGGAAAGGCCUUGUGGAUGCUGUUCCUUCGUUGGCAAGAGAGGAAACGGGGGCCAAGCAAUUUCUAUCGGUAAAAACUGCGAUAAGUUUGGCAUCGUUGUCCACGAGCUCGGACACGUCGUGGGGUUCUGGCACGAACACACUCGACCAGACCGCGACAAUCAUGUGCAUAUCAUCGAUAGGAAUAUCAUGCAAGGUCAGGAGUAUAACUUCAAUAAGCUCACCGAGGAAGAAGUCGGCUCGCUUGGGAUGCCGUACGACUUCGAUUCCAUUAUGCAUUAUGCAAGAAACACCUUUUCGAAGAGCACGCAGCUAGACACCAUACUGCCUCGGGACGACUCGCCAGGACCCACACCGAGGAAACGACCGGAGAUCGGUCAACGGGUUCGGCUCAGUGCCGGUGACAUCGCCCAAACCAACAAGCUCUACAACUGUCCAAGAUGCGGCCGUACGCUCCAAGGUCCCAUAGGUCGUCUUUCAGCGGCAGAGUUCGAAAUCGACGGGCUGUGCGAGUGGCGAAUCACAGCUACUCAUGGCGAGCGAAUACAGCUAAACAUCACGCAGAUGGACAUCUUCGAGACCGAGAACUGCGAAACCGACUACGUUGAGGUGCGCGACGGUUAUUGGCAUCAGAGCGAUCUAAUUGGUCGAUACUGUGGCACCGGGACGCUACCUGACACGCUCCUGAGCAGUGGAUACCGGAUGACGGUGAUCUACCGCACAUCCAGCAACGCCAAAAAGCACUCAGGAUUCGAUGCAACUUACGAAGCCAUUUGUGGAGGUGAACUGAGCUUGGAGGACACCUUGGUACUGCAGAGCCCAAACUACCCCGACGAAUACCGUCCCGCGAAAGAGUGCGUGUGGAAAAUAUCCACUGAAGAGAAAUAUCAAGUAGCUCUCAAGUUUCAGGCUUUCGAGGUGGAGAAUCACGAUAACUGUGUGUACGACUAUGUCGAAGUUGUCGACGGACACGAUAACGAUAGCCCCGUUAUCGGCAAGUAUUGCGGCUUCAAGCUUCCCGAGGAUAUCCGCUCUUCAGACAACAAACUCAUGCUCAAAUUUGUCUCGGACUCUACGGUACAGAAGGGAGGUUUUUCCGCCACGUUGUUCAAAGAAUUUGAUGAGUGUGUGAAUACCGAUCACGGAUGCGACCACAUUUGCAUCAACACAUUGGGCGGCUUCCGUUGCGAAUGCAAAAUCGGUUAUGAACUAAAUUCCGAUGGGAAAAAAUGCGAAGAUGCCUGUGGUGGAGUUCUCGAAGGGAUCAACGGUACCGUGACAUCGCCAUCCUUCCCCGACCUGUACCCGCCGAACAAAAACUGCAUCUGGGAAAUCGUGGCGCCUCCGCAGCACCGAAUCACCCUGAACUUCACACAUUUCGAACUCGAAGGAACCAACCAAGAAUGUGAAUAUGAUAGCGUCGACGUGAGUUCGAGGUCGCGAGAUGUCACGGUUAAGAAACACGGGAUGUUCUGUGGACCUCAGAAACCUCCUUCAAUAACCUCGGAAGGCAACGUGCUUCGGGUCGAGUUCAAUUCGGACAACUCGGUGCAGAAGAGCGGUUUCGCAGCGGUUUUCUUCACUGACAAAGACGAGUGCUCGACCAACAACGGUGGUUGUCAACACAUCUGUCGGAACACAAUUGGUUCGUAUCAGUGUGCGUGUUUCAACGGCUUCGUUCUCCACGCCAACGGUCACGACUGCAAGGAAGGCACCUGCAUGCAUCACGUCCUGUCUCAACAAGGCGGUGAAGUCAUCUCCCCGAAUUACCCGUUGGAAUACCCAACAAAGAAAGAGUGUGCGUGGCUCUUCUCUACUACGCCAGGACAUCGAUUGAAAUUGGAGUUCGACGACUUCGAAUUGGAGGCGCAUCAAGAAUGCUCGUAUGACAGCUUGUCGGUGUUCGAUGGAGAAAACACAGAUUCCUCUUCCUUGGGAAUAUUUUGCGGAGCUAGAGCUCCGCAUCCACUGCUGUCGUCAAGCAACAAAAUGUACCUCGUAUUCAAGUCAGAUGGAACCGUCAGCAGAAAAGGCUUCAGAGCGCGUCACUCAACAGUGUGCGGAGGGCGCUUGUCAGCGAAAUCAGUCAUCCAACAUAUCUAUUCUCACACAAAAUACGGCGACGCGAAUUACGGCAAUGGAGCCGAAUGCGACUGGCUUAUAGAGGCGGAGGGGAGUCAAGGACUCGUGCACCUGCAAUUCGUCGCGUUCGAGCUCGAAGGUGACAGCCCCAUCGAUUGCGGAUACGAUUCGUUGACGGUGUUUGAUGGAUAUGACGAUUCGAAUCCUCCUGUUCAGGUUUAUUGUGGGAACAAGGUUCCAUCAGAUGUCGUCUCAACGGGACCAGCGUUACUACUGCGCUUCAAGACAGAUGAUAACAUGAACGCGAAAGGCUUCUCAUUAUCAUACUCCCUGGAGUCCAGCACUAAUAAUAUAUCAACGGGUCUCACCAGGAUCUCACUCAAACCCCCUGUGUUCUGA
Galendromus occidentalis (western predatory mite) is the source of this 2667-nucleotide messenger RNA. RefSeq names its product tolloid-like protein 1. Gene Ontology annotation, biological process: proteolysis. Gene Ontology annotation, molecular function: zinc ion binding; calcium ion binding; metalloendopeptidase activity. Bases 112 to 2667 code for a protein of 851 amino acids. NCBI's taxonomy places the organism in Eukaryota, Metazoa, Arthropoda, Arachnida, Mesostigmata, Phytoseiidae. The transcript is spliced from 21 exons. The record is from RefSeq and is a predicted model, not a curated record.